AUGAAGGCCUCAGAGGUGCUCUCUGCGACGACAGACCUUCCUAAACUACGCCUCGACUACCGCGCUAUUUCAGAGUCGAUAGUGUACAAGUCUCACAACGCCUUCAAUCGCAAGGCUCCACUUCCGAUUGGUGCAUUGCAGUCGGUCGUGCGCCAUUACGAUGAACAGAAGAGACUCUCCAAUGAGUUAGGCUUGAAGCGCCACGCACGGUCGAACUUAGGCGAAAAGAUGCGACAGAUCAAAGAUCCAAUUGAGAAGCAGGCUGUCUUGAAUGAAGCUAAACUUCUCAAGAUGGAGGUCACAGACCUGGAGCAGCAACUCGUGACAGUGGAGGACAUUUUACUGGGGCUUGCAUUGCAGAUACCGAAUGACACACAUCCCGAUGUACCACUAGGUCCAGAGGAAGCUGCUGUGGUACUUUCCACUCAUGGAUCGGAUCCCAUUGCCGCCAGUGGCAAACGUGACCACAUGGAUAUUGGUCGCGCUCUUGGUAUCCUUGACUUCGAAGCGGGGGCGACCGUUACGGGUUCAUCAUGGUAUUAUCUGCUAGGAGAAGCUGCACUCUUGGAGAUGGCUCUGACCAACUAUGCCCUCUCAAUUGCUCUUAAACACGGAUUUAGAUUCGUCACGACGCCGGACGUCGUUCGGGCAGACAUUGCCCUACGAUGUGGAUUCCAACCCAGAGAUCAAAAUGCUGAUCCACCUGUUUCGCAAAUGUAUCAUAUUGCAUCUUCGAAUCCUUCUCAUCCCGAACUCGUACUUUCUGGCACUGCAGAAAUACCGCUUGGCGGUAUGUUCGCAAAUCAAAUAUUCACGGAGCAAGCUUUGCCUUUGAAAGUGGUCGGUCUUGGCCGUUCAUUCAGAGCUGAGGCAGGUGCCCGCGGCGCAGACACUCGUGGACUGUACCGAGUUCACCAAUUCUCGAAGCUUGAGCUUUUUGUUGUUUGUAGUGAAGACGCGAGUGAACAAAUGAUGGAAGAACUUCGUAGUGUGCAAACCGAAAUUUUUGAAGGCCUAAAUUUUCCGUUUCGAGUUUUGGAUAUGCCUACCGAAGAAUUAGGUGCUAGCGCGUACCGCAAAUAUGAUAUGGAAGCAUGGAUGCCAGGUCGAGGGAGUUGGGGAGAAAUAUCUUCCGCAUCUAAUUGUACUGAUUACCAGGCCCGUCGCCUCCAUAUCCGCUACCGUCGGUCGUCAGGUACGCACAGGCAUACCACACCAGCGUCCUUAUCCGCUUCGACUCAAUCAGCACCUGCGAUACCAUUCGCCCACACUUUAAAUGGCACUGCAGCUGCCAUCCCCCGUCUGGUUGUUGCUCUUAUCGAGAACGGUGCAAGGUUCGAUGAAGAAGGCACGCUAGUGGGUCUUGAUCUACCCAGCACUUUGAAGCCUUUCUGGCAUGGUACAUCUUCGAUCAUAUGGUGGACUUGA
Molecule: messenger RNA, 1428 nt
Organism: Suillus discolor
Lineage: Eukaryota; Fungi; Basidiomycota; Agaricomycetes; Boletales; Suillaceae
Exons: 2
Coding region: 1-1428 (475 amino acids)
Biological process (GO): mitochondrial seryl-tRNA aminoacylation
Cellular component (GO): mitochondrion
Molecular function (GO): ATP binding; serine-tRNA ligase activity; tRNA binding
Source: RefSeq, a predicted model, not a curated record